GCCACUCCGGAGAGGCGAGAGGGAACGGCCCCGAGAUGGCCCGGCGAGCGGGCUCUUUGGCGGUGGGCGCCCUACACGUGGUGCGGGCCGGGGAACAGCCCUGGAGCUGGUAGCUGUCCGACGCCAGAUGGACCUUGACCUGUGCCUCGGCACUGCGUUCGUGCCAAGCCAAGACUAGCUGGGGCACGGGCGGAGCGCGCUCUAGGAGGUCGCCCGGAGCCCAGGCCGCGCUCGCCGGCGCGGCCAUGAAGAUGAUCCUGGUGCGCAGGUUCCGCGUGCUCAUCCUGAUGGUGUUCCUGGUGGCCUGCGCGCUGCACAUCGUGCUGGACUUGCUGCCCAAACUGGAGCGGCGCGCCGUGCGGCCCUCGGGGGAACCCGGUUGCUCGUGCGCGCAACCCGCGGUCGAGGCGGCGGCGCCUGGCUGGGCCAAGGCGCGGGGCCGCCCCGGGGAGCCCCCGGCCGCCUCGUCCGCGGCUGGCGACGCAGGCUGGCCCAACAAACACACGCUGCGUAUCCUGCAGGACUUUAGCUCCGACCCUUCCUCCAACCUCACAUCCCACUCUCUGGAGAAACUGCUGGCCGCAGCCGAACCGGCCGAAGGCGCCUUGCAGGGGCGGGAACCCGGCAGUCCCCGGCCCCGCGAUCUCGCGCACCGGCCACUGCUCCGAGAUCCUGGGCCCCGUCGGUCGGCGCCGCCCCCUGGCCCGAGCGGGGGCAGCUCUCUCCUGGCUAGGCUGUUUGAACACCCACUCUACCAGGUGUCGGUUCCACCGCUGACGGAGGACGACGUCCUCUUCAAUGUGAACAGCGACAUCAGGUUCAACCCCAAGGCGGCAGCUGAGAAUCCUGACUGGCCACGUGAAGGCACUGAAAAUGAAGAAUUCUUGCCCACGGGGGAGGUGGCAGUGGACUCCUACCCCAACUGGCUUAAGUUCCACAUCGGCAUUAACCGGUAUGAGCUCUACUCCAGACAUAACCCAGCAAUCGAAGCCCUCCUGCGUGACCUCGGUGCUCAGAAGAUAACCAGUGUCGCCAUGAAGUCAGGGGGCACGCAGCUCAAGCUCAUCAUGACGUUCCAGAAUUAUGGGCAAGCACUGUUCAAACCCAUGAAGCAAACGAGGGAGCAGGAGACACCCCCUGACUUCUUUUAUUUCUCUGACUAUGAGAGGCACAACGCAGAGAUCGCUGCCUUCCACCUGGACAGGAUCCUGGACUUCCGCCGGGUCCCCCCCGUGGCCGGCAGGAUGGUCAACAUGACGAAGGAGAUCCGGGAUGUGACGAGGGACAAGAAGCUGUGGAGGACCUUCUUCAUCUCCCCAGCCAACAACAUCUGCUUCUAUGGCGAGUGUUCCUACUACUGCUCCACGGAGCAUGCCCUGUGCGGGAAGCCAGACCAGAUAGAGGGCUCGCUGGCAGCCUUUCUGCCAGACCUGUCCCUGGCCAAGAGGAAGACGUGGCGGAACCCCUGGCGGCGCUCGUACCACAAGCGCAAGAAGGCAGAGUGGGAAGUGGACCCCGACUACUGUGAGGAGGUGAAGCAGACACCCCCCUAUGACAGCAGCCAUCGUGUCCUGGACAUCAUGGACAUGACCAUUUUUGACUUCCUCAUGGGGAACAUGGACCGCCAUCACUAUGAGACUUUUGAGAAGUUUGGGAACGAGACAUUUAUCAUCCACUUAGACAAUGGAAGAGGGUUUGGGAAAUACUCCCAUGAUGAGCUGUCCAUUCUGGUGCCUUUACAGCAAUGCUGCAGGGUCAGGAAGUCCACCUACCUUCGGUUGCAGCUCCUGGCCAAGGAGGAGUACCGGCUGAGCCUGAUGAUGGCGGAGUCCCUGCAUAAGGACCGGGUGGCCCCCAUCUUGUACCGGCCACACCUAGAGGCCCUGGACCGGCGGCUGCGCAUCGUGCUGCAGGCCAUCAGGGACUGCGUGGAGAAGGAUGGGCCCCAUAGCGUGGUGGAGGAUGACCUGGACCCUGAGCACAGAGAUCCCCCCGGCAGGUAGUGACCAAGAGCCGCCGGCCUGCCAUGGAGGAAGGACAGGCGCAUCCGCUGUGAAUUCGGUGACUUCAGGAAGGACGGGCCACUCCUGGAGUCAGGAACCGCGGGAAUGUGAGCUCCUUUGGCAGUGGGUCCGACAGGACUCAGUGUAUUCGCUUUCGAGACCGGAGAAGGUUGGGGAGGGGCGCUCUGUGCUCAUGGACGAGGCAGCCUGGCGGCAGGGUCAACCCACCCUUUUUGUAUGGAAAGGAAGCCUUUAUUUACUAUUUUGUAUUUAUACAUGGUGUCUAUGUAUAUAAAGAGUGACACCUCUGCAGACCCCAGACCACCUACCAAAUGCACACAUGGGGGCCGCACCCCUGGGGCUGGACUGUCCCGCCAAGUGCACCCACACUCUGGACCUGACUUGAAACAAACUCCCAUCUCUCUUCCCUUCCGGCGGCCCUGCAGCCAGAUGGCUGACAGCCUCGGCUUGGGCACAGGAGGCUCCCAAUGGCGUCACAGGCUGGUUGACAGACAGACUCCCGGUUUCAGAGUGACGUCAACGACCACGUCUUCCAUUUCUCAGAGCCGCCCAGCAGCACCUGUGACUUCGCUUGGCGGCCGAGGGUGCUGCUCGUCUUCUGACUUUGCUUUGAUAGCUGGUGUAAAUACAUCACAUAGGCUCCUCCAAGGGCCUCAGCAACAGGCUUAAUUUUGCGGCAUUUUUGUGGAAUAGUUGGCAAUGUGGUAAAAGUGCAAUAAAACUAGAGCA
This is a messenger RNA of Neomonachus schauinslandi (Hawaiian monk seal), 2753 nucleotides long. It is a transcript of the gene FAM20C, whose product is annotated as FAM20C golgi associated secretory pathway kinase. Bases 246 to 2003 code for a protein of 585 amino acids. Gene Ontology annotation, molecular function: protein serine/threonine kinase activity. The record is from RefSeq and is a predicted model, not a curated record. Gene Ontology annotation, cellular component: Golgi apparatus. NCBI's taxonomy places the organism in Eukaryota, Metazoa, Chordata, Mammalia, Carnivora, Phocidae. The transcript is spliced from 10 exons. Gene Ontology annotation, biological process: protein phosphorylation.